AUGAUAGAAGAUCAAAAUAGUUUUAAUAAGAUUAUUAUAAAUUGUUCUAUAAAGAAUGAUGAAAAUGAUGAAAAUGAUGAAAAUGAUGAAAAUGAUGAAAAUGAUGAUUAUUCAAAAAAACCUUUACUAAAUAACCAAAGGGGGAAUUAUUCAACAUAUUUGGAUAUACAAAAUGUAAAAGAUGAAAAAAUAAGAAAGUUAAAACUGUGCACAAUACUUAGUUUUUCCUGCCCUAUGAUUGGUGUGGGUGGAAUGAAUUUAAUAUCAACUAUUUAUACUUCCUACUUUUAUACUAAUAUUGUGGGUUUGAGAAAUAUUCAUUUAACAUUAAUGUUCCUUUAUGCAUUUAUUGAGAUCUUUUUUAGUUACAUCAGUCAUAAAUUUAAAAGUAAAUGUUUUAAAACAUAUGGAAAGAGGACGUCUUUUUUAUUAUUCUCUGCUAUAAUUCAAGCAAUAUCUUUCUUUUUAUUUUUGAAUCCUCCUCUUAAGUUCAAUUCCAUUUGGCACUUAAAAUUAUGGUCUUAUUUUUGGUCCAUCAUAUUUGGUAUCUCAUGGGGGUGUAGUGAGGUUGCUUACCACUCGCUAGCUUCACAAUUAACAUAUGACUACGACGAAAGAACACGAUUACAACUGUUCACUUGGUAUAUUUCUGUAGUAGGGUCCAUGUCGUGCAGCUUAUUGAACGGAUUAUUAGGCUCCUUUUCAGAAGGAUAUACAUAUAAAGAGAAAAAAAAAAAUAUGUUCAUUAUAACAUUUAUAUAUAGCAUAUUAUAUUUAUGUGGAAUAUUCAUAACAGUGUUAGUAUUAAUUAAUAAAGAUUAUAAAAGCAAGGAAGAUUUUGUACAGCUGUCUUAUGCAAAUAAUUAUAAAAUGAUUAAGAAUAUGUUUAAUAAUAGACCAUUCAUAUUAUUAGUAAUUUGUUAUUCAUUUACAUUAUUAUGUGGUGCUGUGUGUUGUAUGUUAUUACCAUAUUUCUGUAGAUACAUAAUAGAGUCUAAUUUUUUAAUAAACUGGAGUCCCUUAUUUUUUACCACAUCGAUGAUUAUUGGUAUACCUUUUUGGAUAUAUAUAAAUAAAAUAUUGUCAAUUAAUGAAAAGAAAUAUAAAUAUAUUUUAUCAUCAGGUUUAUUAUGUAUAUCAUUAACUACUUGUUCUUUGGUAGUUCAUAAAAAUGAUGAUGUGUUGUUUCUUUUUUUUUGUAUAAUUGGAGGGGUAACAACAGGAAGCUUUUUUUCCAUAUCAGAAUCUAUGAAAGGAGAUGUCAUAGAUUAUAAUGAAUUUUUAUAUGGGAUAAGAAAUUAUACUACAUAUGCAGGAAUUUUUAUGUGUAUAUCAAAUAUAAUUGCUGGUAUAGGAUUAAAAUUAUCAUUAUAUUAUAUAAAUAUAUUUAAUGAUAUAAACUCAAGAAAUGGAUAUAAUAAGAAACAAUUUGUAAGGGCCAUACGAUCAUCCUUAUGUACAUUUAUAUGUCUCACCUUUUUUGUAAUAUUGAUAACUAUGUUUUUUUACCCUAUUGACAAAUUCAACCAUAAGAAAAUAUUGCAUGGAAUUAGAAUGAGAAAAACAGGACAAUGCGUUGAAGAUCCAUUAAACCCAGGAAAAAUAUUAUUACCAUUUUGUAAAUUAAAUAAUAGCACUUUUAUAUGA
Plasmodium falciparum 3D7 is the source of this 1647-nucleotide messenger RNA. Its product is annotated as MFS transporter. The transcript has 6 exons. Gene Ontology annotation, biological process: proton transmembrane transport; carbohydrate transport; carbohydrate transmembrane transport. The coding region runs from base 1 to 1647 and encodes 548 amino acids. Gene Ontology annotation, cellular component: membrane. The record is from RefSeq and is a predicted model, not a curated record. NCBI's taxonomy places the organism in Eukaryota, Apicomplexa, Aconoidasida, Haemosporida, Plasmodiidae. Gene Ontology annotation, molecular function: symporter activity.